UCGGAUGUUGUCUACCACAACGAAGAUUUCCGAAAAAUCCCGAAGAGGGUUCUUGAAGUCACGUGUUGUAAUCAUGCUGAUCAAGAGUCAAUCGCGGUGGCGUUAGGUCACGAACAAGAGUGGUGUGGAUUAAUUUAGCGAUUUGCUUUCCUUCUGUGUUCGAAGUAAUAUAUUGUCAUACUUGAGUCGUCGCUAAAAAAUGGCAUAAAAGAUUGGAACUCCUGUCACAACUGAUCUUUCGUUCGAUUUACGACAAAGUUCAUUGUGACCGCUUGGACAAGCUGACAGCUGAAUCCUCCCCUUACAUGCGAAAAUAUUUCACAAUAAGCCAUGAGCAACCUUGGCAAGAAGUCGAAAUGGAAUUUGUCGGUUUUCAUAACAAAUUUAAGCACCGAAAAGUCGGUAGAAGUGAAUGGAGAAACUCAUGUUGGCAAAUUGAUGCUGGACCUCGUUGAAGGGCUCGAUAUAGCAGCUGACUGGUCCGAUCAUGGUUUAUGGUGGCCUCAAAAACGACAAUGGCUUCUUAAACCUCGCUUGACUCUUGAUACCAUCGGAGUUCAGGGCGAUGCGGUUCUUCAGUUUACUCCAACGCAUAAAAAAGUUCGAGUUCAGUUACCUGACUUGCAGUACGUUGAAGUCUCCUUAGACUUUUCCAAGCCUAUUUUUCACGCUGUGCAAGAACUUUGUGCCGAACUUGGAAUCAGGCAUCCCGAAGAACUCUCUUUGUUGAAACCGUACGAAGGUUUGAGAAAAGAGGGCCGGAGAAGCUUUCGUGGUAAAUUAAAGAAAAGGCAUUCGCAGUCUUCGCUUAGUUCGGACGACAAUUUAUCUACUAAUAGCGACGACAAAACGAGAGGAAGCAAGGAUAGUUUAACAGUUCCGAAUUAUAAUUCGCUUCCCAGGCAUGGCUACUCUUCACCGAAUGGCACCCUUAGCCCGUCACCACCGGGGUCGGCUGGUUAUUCAAGUUUUACGUCUGAUGGGCCUUGUGCAACGAUCGAAUCAACAUCUUUAGUUAACAGCCCAGUGUCUCCAUCAAUGGAAGCUAUUGGAGCGUUAUUCAAACCCAAAACGCUACAAGAAAAAGCAGUUGUCAACAAAGGAUGGAUGGACUCUUCACGAUCUUUAAUGGCACAGGAUGUGGCAGAAUUUUCCACCCUCCUGUUGAGAUAUAAGUACUAUGCAUUUUUUGACUUAAACCCAAAGGUUGAUGAAGUGAGAAUCAAUCAACUGUAUGAACAAGCCAAAUGGUCAAUCCUGACUGAGGAAGUAGAAUGUACCGAGGAAGAGAUGAUGACGUUUGCUGCCAUACAGUUUCAGGUGAAGUUAACCUCGACUUCACCACAGAACCAACCAACUAGUGAUGAUGACAAUGAUGACAUAGAUGCAGCACUCAAUGAUUUACAGGCAACCCUCGAAGGCUCAUCUCUCACCACUCAAGGGCACCAAAAGCAGAGUCUGACAUCAGUUCCAGAAAUAAAAGAUUAUCUUCAUUUGGUGAAACAUAAAACAUUUGGUUCAAAGAAAAAGAAGUACUGGUUUGUCUUCAAAGACACCAUCUUGUCACUGUUUAAAUCUCAAGAGGAAGCUUUUGGUCAACCAUCUCAAAAAUUUAACCUGAGAGGUUGUGAGAUCACUCCAGAUGUUAAUGUUAACAAAGAGAAAUUUAACAUCAAAAUUAAGCUCCAAGAAUCAGACGAUAUUGAAAUCUGCUGCUCGUGUGAAUCCCAGUAUUCCAAAUGGAUGGCAGCUUGUCGUCUGGCAUCCAAGGGGAAGACUAUGGCAGAUGCUGGGUAUGAUGCAGAGGUCUCUGGUAUCCAGGCCUUCCUCAGCAUGCAGCAUGAAAAGGGGGAUGCCACACCCCUUAGUCCUGGACAAGGCCAAGAAUGUUGAAAAAGUACAAAGCAAAGCAGAUCGCUGCUCGUAUCCUUGAAGCGCAUUCUUCUUUGAACAAAAGCUCUCUGGUUGAGUCUAAAAUGCUGUAUGUAAGACAAUGGCAGGCAUUGCCAGAAUUUGGUCUCUCUCAUUUUGUCGUUAAAUUCCGCGGCUCAAAGAAAGAGGAAAUCCUUGGAAUCGCAUUUAACAGAAUUAUGCGAAUCGACCCGACGAGCCGUGAAGCGAUAAAAACCUGGAGAUACAGUGUGAUGAAAGCUUGGAACGUGAACUGGGAAACCAGGGAAAUGGUUGUUCAGUGUGAAGGGGAGACCAUCACAUUCGCUUGCACAAGUGCAGACAUUAAAGUCAUUCACGAAUUUAUUGGAGGUUACAUCUUCAUGUCAAUGAGAAAAGAUGUCAAUCAGCCAUCAAACGAGGAGCUGUUCUUUAAGCUGACCGGGGGUUGGGUCUAGUCUGCCUCAUUUUCGAGUCAUUUCUGUUUAUGGACAGUUGAAACAACUGACUAUGUUUCUCUGGGCUCUUGUAACCCAAAUCAUCUGGUUUUUGUUUGAAUUUUUGUGUCGCCGGGCAAAACCAUGUAUCUCUCUUCGUAUAGCAGAACGGAUCGUUUGAGGUAUAGAGCGUUUUUCGUUUGAGUGUCGUGAAACUGUAAUCAUGCCAAAGUAAUCUCAUUGGUCAGCCUGUAGAAAGGAAAUACUUCCGGGAGCCAAUGAGAACUAAAAGUAAAAACAACCAAACUGCCUAAAGCGCUGGAAAACGUGGCUAACCAAGUGGUAAUGGGUUUUAGUAUUGCAUCUGAUUGGUUGAGAGUGACGAAAGUGUUCUGGACCAAUCACAGAGCGAAGCAAUGCAAAACCAAUGCGAUCUCGUAUCGCUAUCAAUACUCAAUUGAAAAUUGCUCUAUCUUGUUAUUCUCUAUCUGGAGUUAAACAGCUUCGUGUUGUGUCAUCUGUCUGGUUGAUCUGGGAGCAACCCAUACCAUUCUACCCGUGAAUGGGUGGAGACAAUCAAAAACAGAGCGUAGUAUCUGUCCAUAAAAUAUCUCGGGAUGGACUCCGAUUGGACUGCAAUUGGAGAUGUCACACAUCCUUGAUGGUCACAACAAUGUUUUGACACUGGUCAAUAACAAGAUUAAACUGUAAUUAUAUUCCGUUAAUAUAUAGCAAUUAUCUUUAGUUUAUGUGUGUAUUAUAACGUCUAUCGCAAGUGGGUUGAUAUUAAGCGAACUGUUGUUUGUAGCAGAGCCCGUUUUUCAUGCAACUUCAGUGGGUACAUGCUGUAAAUGUGAAAAACUCUUCUCGUCUUCCACGGAUGAUUUAUUCCUAAGGUAUUAAUUCGGUUGCGUGUAUUAAUGUAAGAGUAAUUCAUCGCCUUGUUUUGGAGAGGUACCUUUAUUUUUUUACGUUACGUUUUUUUGAAUUUAAGAUUUAUUUUCGAUUUUGUCUAACUUAGAGAGGUCAUGAAUUCCCUCUAAAUGAAGAGGUCUGGUGAAAAAAAUGUUGCAGAAUUUGUAAUCAAUUUGUUACUUUAAAUAUGCAUUUAUCACCACCACAUAUAUUUUUUUACGUUACGUUUUUUUUUUUUUAUUAUUUAAGAUUUAUUUUCGAUUGUAUCUUGGUGAGAGAGGUAACCGAUAACAGCUAAAUGAAUGAUCUAGUGCAUGUCUUCUUUAAAGAUUAUUAUUAUUAUUAUUAUUAAGGGGUCUAGUGAACACAACGGUGCAGAAUUUGUAUUUGAUUUGUUUCUUUAAAUAUGCAUUUUUCACUAAUUUUGCCUCUGUUAUGUUAGGAGAGAAAGAAGAGUAACAGGAAAUCUUAGUAUCUAGUUCAAACGAUUGAUACUAAUAGCGUUUGACUUCCCUUUACAAAAGCAGUUCAUCAGUGCAAUCACUGAUAUGAUGUCAAGAACUGAGCGACAUGAUACCAUGUACAAAUUAAUUAUGAGUUAAAUAAAUACUAUACAGAAUAAAAACUACACAGAUUCAACACAAACGAA
Molecule: messenger RNA, 3891 nt
Organism: Stylophora pistillata
Lineage: Eukaryota; Metazoa; Cnidaria; Anthozoa; Scleractinia; Pocilloporidae
Product: fermitin family homolog 2
Biological process (GO): integrin-mediated signaling pathway; cell-matrix adhesion
Cellular component (GO): cell-substrate junction
Molecular function (GO): integrin binding
Source: RefSeq, a predicted model, not a curated record